Pocillopora verrucosa is the source of this 1767-nucleotide messenger RNA. Lineage: Eukaryota; Metazoa; Cnidaria; Anthozoa; Scleractinia; Pocilloporidae. The record is from RefSeq and is a predicted model, not a curated record.
GUUUUAUGUUUUCUGCUGCAUUCUGUUUGACAAGUCAGCCAAGUCAUUCUCCUGCUGAAGUCAGAUAAACGUGAGGCACGGCAUACUUUCCAGUUUGCCGUGAAUUUGUUUUCAGUCUUCAGAAAACAAGCCGCUUGCUUUCGUUGGUAGAGUCACAGGGGCCUAGAGAUUCAACAAAGUAGUGAGAUAGUGAGACACUAAGAAAUCGGCGUCUAGUACAUCAUGAGGGAAAGAGUUUUGCUUGCAUUACUUGUGCUUGUUUUUCAAUACGUGACAGGUCAAAAUACCAUAGGCAGCGUUGUUUGCAAGGCCAAUCACACAGUAAAUAUAAAUAUUAGCAAAGUUGAACAUCUAAACACUUGGAACGAAACUCAGUGGGCAAUACAGCAAAAAACCGAAUGUCAGCCAACAUUUAGCGGAAGCGAUGUCAUCUUCUCAGACCUUGUGCUACCAGACUGCUCCUUGACAGCAGAACAGCUCCCCGGUAGCAUAAAAUAUAUAAUUGAAAUCAAAGCUGAACAGAACGCCCGAGGAGAUACAGGGCAGCUGCGUGUAUAUGACCAUCUGUACUUUGUGUCAUGUGACUAUGACAAUGAAGAUAGAGCAACAGCAUCCUUCGUACCAGUUAAGAACCGGGCAGCAAAUGACUCAAGCCAAGGAAGUUUCACCUUUACUCUCGAAGUCUACAGUGAUCCCACUCAUGACAAUAGCGUGCCCAAUCCUGUUGCAUUAGAUCAAACUUUGUACUUCAAGGUUAUGGUCGAAACUCAGAGUGCGGCACCCAAUCUUGACCUGUAUCUCGAAAACUGUUGGUCAUCAAAGAGCAGCGAUGCAAAUUCUAACGACGGUAGAUUUGAACUCAUAGUGGAAGGCUGCGGCAACUCAGAUAAGAGCGAAGACGCUUCAGAUACUUUAUCGUACUUUUGUAAAGAGGACGACAAAGCAGAAAACUUCUCAAUGAAAUCUUACCGAUACUUUGAGGCUGCAGAAAAUGAGGUUUUUAUCCACUGCGAUCUCAAGGUCUGCUUGGCGAGCGAGGGAAACUCCCCUUGUGAGUGCCCUACUCAAGCUGCUUGUCCAGAUUCGAGAAAAAAGCGCUCAGUAGUAGACGAGUCUGAGGUGUAUCGUGUGACAUUUGGGCCGUUAAAGUUCGAGAGUGAUGAACAAGAGGAAAAUGCAGGAUCUGAUCACCUUGAUGGGGAUCACCUGGAUGGGGAGAAGUCUUUCACAACAACUGUGGCAAUCAUUGCGGUCGUCAGUGGUAUUGUCUCUAUAGCAGUUGUGAGCGUGACCAUCUUCUUGAUCAUGCGCAAUCGCAAAAAAUGGCGACAACACAAAGACCCAAGUAUCGUUACUUAAUCCAUGACCACACAGAUUGCGCCCUUUUAAAUAAUGUACGGUUGUGAACCUCUCUUUUUGUUAUGUUUUGAAUGACAAGCAAAUUUAUAUUCAAACAGGCUAGUUAGAUUAUUUGCAGUCAAUCCUCAGCGUGAUAAUUGAUUCGAGCUUCGUCCUCAACAACAACCACUUGAUAAAAAUGUCUCAUAUGGAGAACCAUUUAACAAAUUUACCCUCGGUAACCUUUAUGACCCCGAAUGUCUUAUGGAUUAUCCUAAAAAAAGUUUGCGCUAAUGGGGUUUUUAUCAUAUAGAAUUAGCUUGGUCAUGCCGCAGUUAUAGAGGAAUCUCAGCCACAUUGUGUGAGUAGAAAUAAUGAAACAAGGUAACAAUAAAGUAACAAUGAAUAAAGAAGAGCUCAAACCGUUAA